Dioscorea cayenensis subsp. rotundata (Guinea yam) is the source of this 1118-nucleotide messenger RNA. Its product is annotated as trans-resveratrol di-O-methyltransferase-like. Bases 1 to 1104 code for a protein of 367 amino acids. The record is from RefSeq and is a predicted model, not a curated record. Gene Ontology annotation, molecular function: protein dimerization activity; S-adenosylmethionine-dependent methyltransferase activity; O-methyltransferase activity. The transcript is spliced from 2 exons. Gene Ontology annotation, biological process: methylation. NCBI's taxonomy places the organism in Eukaryota, Viridiplantae, Streptophyta, Magnoliopsida, Dioscoreales, Dioscoreaceae.
AUGUCAUCAUCCAUGGAGGUAGAGAGAUCAGCUCAUGAUUUCUACGAAGCAAUAACACCACUAUGGAACCAGAUGCUUGCCUUUAUUGACACUAUUUGUCUCCGGUGUGCCGUCGAGCUCGGUGUGCCCGACGUCAUGCACAACCACGGCGGUCCCAUGACACUCUCCGAGCUCAUCCAAGCACUAUCCAUUUCCACAUCUCGAGCUCAAUUUCUUCGGCGCAUCAUGCGCGUUCUUGUAAACUCUGGUUUCUUUUCCAUUAAAGUAAAUGAAUUAGAUACUAGCAAUGAAGAGAAUGUGCUGUAUGACUUGACUGCAACCUCUAGAUUGCUUAUCACUGGAAGCACAAACUGUUUAGCACCUCUUGUUCUUUUAAGAACAGGCUUGCAAUCAGUGAUGGCUGGGCAAGCGAUGACUUCAUGGAUCAAAGAUAGUGAUGAGAACAUUGAGACACCAUUUCAUGUUGCUCAUGGUGGGAAGGGUUUGUUUAAGUUUGCAAGUGAGAGGCCUCAGUUCAAUGCUUUGUUCAAUGAGGCCAUGGCUUGUGAUAGCAGAGUCUUUAUGGGGCAAGUGGUGAAGGAGUGGGGUGAUGUGCUCUUUGGUGGACUCCGGUCACUGGUGGAUGUGGGUGGAGGCACUGGUGGUGCUUCGGUGGUCAUAGCCAGAGCGUUCCCGGAGAUGAAGUGCUCAGUUCUUGAUCUGGCUCAUGUGGUGGAUGUGCAGCCGGAGAAUGAAUUGGUUGAGUUUGUCAAAGGAGAUAUGUUUGUGCAUGUUCCUCCAGCUGAUGCUGUCCUACUCAAGUGGGUAUUACACGAUUGGAGUGAUGAAGAUUGUGUCAAGAUUUUAAAAAAUUGCAAAAUGUCAGUCUCUCGCGAAGUGAACAAGGGAAAAGUGAUUAUCAUUGACACAAUGCUACAAUCUAACUUAAAUAAUUUCAAUACCACGCGGACUCAACAUCUCUGGGAUGUGUAUAUAAUGACAAUGACCUUCGGGAAAGAGAGAAAUAAAAAGGAAUGGAAAGCAAUAUUUGAUAAAGCGGGGUUUUCAGAAUUCAAGAUAAUAUGUGAGUUAGGCGUUCACUCUGUCAUUGAAGUCUAUCCUUAAUUAUCUUUUAUGAA